This is a messenger RNA of Botrytis fragariae, 855 nucleotides long. RefSeq lists its product as uncharacterized. The record is from RefSeq and is a predicted model, not a curated record. The coding region runs from base 1 to 855 and encodes 284 amino acids. NCBI's taxonomy places the organism in Eukaryota, Fungi, Ascomycota, Leotiomycetes, Helotiales, Sclerotiniaceae. The transcript has a single exon.
AUGAAUUCUCAAGAUCAAUCAUCUAAUGGUAAAGCUCUAGAGAAGUUCACAAUUUUCCCACAACUUCCCCCAGAUAUACGAAUCAGGAUCUGGAAAGCUACAUUAACUCCUCGUUUAUUGAGUAGAUGGUGCUUGAGCGCUAACAGCAGCCGACCUCUAAAUGCCGUCUACAUUCCUUCGUUACUUGGUGUUAAUGCAGAGGCCAGAUAUGAAGCCCUAAAAUGUUACCAAAACAUAGCGAUUUCGGCCGAGCGUCUUCAUGAUCUAAGACUUUCCGGGUAUUAUUGGGUUCCAAAGGGAGAGGAACUCAGAAUUCUCUUCAAUCCUGAAAUCGACGUAGUAGUCGAUGAAAGCCUUCGGUGCGAUGUUUAUAUGCAUGGUUUGGAUGACGCAUUCGCUAUGCCGUACAGAAUUCCACUGCUCAUAGACCCCGACUUUGUCAGGAAGGUUCAAGUAUCUCCCAACGUUUUUAUGAAUUCUUCUUGGAAUUGGAGGCAGACGUCAUGUAACUGGCAAGACAAUUAUUUCGGAUUUGAGGACAUGGAUCUCGAGAACUACGCAGUACGUCGCAUGGGGUUCAAAGACUUGCGGUUCAACAACUUAAAUGAGUUCAUUGUUCAGGAUGUGGAUUGCGCUCUUCCACAUCAGCUUGAAUCUCCGGAGAUAAGAGCUAGAUGCAAGGAAAUUCUGGAAAUCAUGUUCAAGGCCGAAACAACUCGCGAGUCGGAAGAUCAUAUUCAAGUCUCAAUUCCAAAAAUCGUUAUCCGUCUAGGUGCAAAGGUAGGCCUUUGUGAUCAUUGCACUGUCCGAUUCACCCCAUGGACCAAGUGGCCAUUGGAACAGCCCCACCAUUAG